AUCAGAUCAAAUUUCACUAAUUUGGGAUGCAUUGUCUCAAUUAGGUUUUAGAGUUUCAAGAAUUGCAUAACCACCACCUGUCUACGUUUGCUUUUGGUUUUCUUUGCUUUUUAUGGGUUUAAUUCUAUCUAUGACUCUUGAGAUUACUCAAAUUCUUUCCACUUCUCAAAAUCCAAUACCAAAUCUGUUGUGGUUGGGAAAAACAGUGUGAGUGAAGUUGGAAAUUAAUUGGGUUCGCUGUUAUUUGUCUGAAAAGUUACGGAGAAAAAAAAAAAAAAAAAAAAAAAAAAAAAAAAAAAAAAAAAAACUUCAUUAUCAAAUAGAGAACCUGUUGUAACUUUCUAAGAGGUUUUCCUGUUCCUAGCCAGGCUGACAGCUGAGCUGCUUCCUUUUCCCUUUGGAAGGAAAAUUAACACAUCCCACAUUUCAGUUUUAAGGCAUAUUUCUGGUUCUGCUGAUACCUUUUUGGUGCAACAAUGAACUUUCUGCUGCGGUCUACUCAUCAUGUAGCUGCAGAACAGCCAUCUCUUCAAGAAGCACCUGCUGAAACACCACAAACGUCAAAACCUGCAGUAACUUUGGAGGGUCUUAUAGCUGAAGAUCCAUAUCCACAAUUUUCCACAGUUGAAGAGCGAGAUGAAGAGACUGAUGGAAUUGUAGCUGAAAAUGGCAGCAUUGCAGGUGCAGAAGCUAAAAAUGAGUCUUCUGUUGUUGCAAAGCAUUCGGAUGUUUCAGAAGAGGAAGGAUGGAUUACCAUUCCAUACAAGAAACUCCCUGGUAAUUGGAAUGAUGUGGCGGAUAUAAAUUCAUUACGCAGUCUGGAUCGCCCCUUUGUUUUUCCUGGUGAACAGGUUCACAUACUGGCUUGCUUGGCAGCAUGUAAGCAGGACACUGAAAUUAUAACUCCAUUUAAGGUUGCUGCAGUGAUGAGUAAAAAUGGCAUAGGGAAAAGCCCAGAUAAACGAAAUGGAAAUGUAGAAGAUGAUAGUAAUCCACACUCCAGAAAAGAAGAAAUGAGUCCAGGUGGUCAGUCUGUUCAUCAGAAUGGUGAAAACCUUUCAGAAGAGAAUCAACACAAGAAUGUUCCUACUGGAGAAUCCCUUCUUAGAAUGGAAGAUCACAAAAGGCAGACCGAAAUAUUAUUGGAUAGAUUUGAAAGGUCCCAUUUUUUUGUUCGAAUUGCGGAGUCAGGAGAGCCGCUUUGGUCAAAAAAGAACACUAAAAAGAAGUCUACAGAACCUUCUGUGAUGGAUGGCCAAAAGUCUAUUGAAAAUGAAACCCUGAAAACUGCAAAAGACACAUCUCACAUUAAUGCAGUUAUAGACAAAGGAAACUUUGAUCCCAAUCUCUCUGGUGGGGCAGCAAGAAAUACUGUAAAGUGCUGCUCUCUGUCCAGUGGAGACAUAGUGGUGCUUUUACAGGUGAAUGUUGGUGUUGAUUUUUUGAAUGACCCUGUCAUUGAAGUUCUUCAAUUUGAGAAACACCGUGAGAGAAAUUUGACUUCUGAGAACCUUGAGAGUGCAAAUCAGGACCCAUGUGGAGAACUGUUAAAAUGGUUGCUUCCUUUGGAUAACACAGUCCCUUCACCUGCUCGUCCUUUAUCUCCUCCUCUAAGUUCCAAUUCAGGAUAUGGAAACACAACUUAUAAAUCCAGUUUUAGUGCGUCAUCAGGUUCUCAGCUCUUCUCAUUUGGCCAUUUUAGGAGUUACUCCAUGUCAGCACUACCCCAAAAUACUACGCCUCCUGCUGCUCCUGUCAAAGCUGCAAGUUCUAAGCCAAGCUUCAAUCUUGAAGAUUGGGAUCAGUAUGAAUCUCAAAAGAUUUGGAAGACCCAAAAAGCUGGUCCUGAAGGGCUUUUAUCUUUUAGAGGAGUUUCACUGGAGCGAGAAAGAUUUUCAGUUUGUUGUGGAUUGGAAGGAAUAUAUAUACCAGGAAAAAGGUGGAGAAGGAAACUGGAAAUUAUACAACCUGUAGAAAUUCAUUCUUUUGCUGCCGACUGUAAUACAGAUGACCUACUGUGUGUCCAGAUAAAGAAUAUUUGUCCGGCACAUGCACCAGAUAUUGUGGUAUACAUAGAUGCUAUAACAAUUGUUUUUGAGGAGGCUUCAAAAGGUGGGCAACCAUUAUCAUUGCCAAUUGCAUGUAUUGAAGCAGGAGAUGACCACAAUUUGCCAAAUCUAGCACUCAGGCAGGGUGAAGAGCAUUCUUUUAUUCUUAAACCAGCAACAUCCAUGUGGAAAAACCUUAAGGUUAAUAAUGAAAAAAAAACCCAGCCAUUGCAAUCACAGGCUGGAAAUGUGGCAUCUAGUUUGCGUCUUCCCUCAAAGACUGUCGAAGGAAAGAGGAGUGCUUCUGGGGAGCAAUAUGCAAUUAUGGUUUCUUGUCGGUGCAACUAUACAGAGUCAAGAUUGUUUUUCAAACAACCAACAAGUUGGCAACCACGUAUCUCAAGGGAUCUCAUGAUAUCUGUUGCAUCUGAAAUAUCUGGACAGCAUAUGUCCAAUGAAGGAGCUUCUCAGCUUCCUGUUCAGGUGUUAACUCUUCAAGCUUCAAAUUUGACUUCUCAAGAUCUGACGUUGACGGUUCUUGCGCCAGCAUCAUUUACUUCUCCUCCCUCGGUGGUCUCGUUUAAUUCUUCACCCACUUCACCAAUGAGUCCAUUUGUUGGUUUUCCUGAGUUUACAGGAAGAUUUAGCAGUGAUAAGCGUAGUACUGCAAUCCAGAGGAUGGGUUCAGCACCUCUUGCAUCCAAUAAAAAGAAACAGAAUGAUAAUGGCAGAUCUCGGUCAGCUUCUUUUGAUGAGCAGGUUUCUCCAUUGUCUGAUGUCCUUCCCAGUAGUGGACUGGGUUGUACGCAUCUAUGGCUACAUAGUAGAGUUCCAUUAGGAUGUGUUCCUUCUCAAUCGACGGCCACCAUUAAGCUUGAGUUACUUCCGUUGACUGAUGGCAUAAUUACACUGGACACUUUACAAAUUGAUGUCAAGGAAAAAGGUCUUACCUACAUCCCUGAGCACUCACUCAUGAUAAAUGCAACUUCCAGCAUAUCGACAGGGAUUAUAUAGACGAAUUGAUUUCAAAAUGCUUCUCUCAAUACAUUUUACCUGGACUAUGGAAGAAAUUUUGAAGUGCUAAUCCUUUUGUUGUCCAGUAUAUGGCUCUUAACGACAGGCAACAAGGUAUUCUUUCCUUUUUGCUUUAGUGUGAAGUUGAAAAUUCCAUGUCAAAGUUAUUUUAGAAAAUAUGACCUCACAUUUUGUAUUGUAAACUAAGGCCUUGAAGAUGUCAAUUGUUAUGUACCCUUUAUUGGGAAAGACUGUACUCUUUGUAGAUGAAUCUCAAGAGUGUGAAUAUACUCAUUUAAUACUCGUGAAGUAAAGCAGAAGAAUCAUAUAGCUUUUUCCAUUAA
Ziziphus jujuba (common jujube) is the source of this 3406-nucleotide messenger RNA. RefSeq lists its product as uncharacterized. The transcript is spliced from 11 exons. The coding region runs from base 477 to 3062 and encodes 861 amino acids. The record is from RefSeq and is a predicted model, not a curated record. NCBI's taxonomy places the organism in Eukaryota, Viridiplantae, Streptophyta, Magnoliopsida, Rosales, Rhamnaceae.